Molecule: messenger RNA, 404 nt
Organism: Kickxella alabastrina
Lineage: Eukaryota; Fungi; Kickxellomycota; Kickxellomycetes; Kickxellales; Kickxellaceae
Exons: 1
Coding region: 46-297 (83 amino acids)
Source: RefSeq, a predicted model, not a curated record
GCCUGUCGUACGAGUCAAAAACGCAGCGAGUUGCCGUGUAGAUAUAUGGUCGCCAAAAACCUUCUGUGGUCGACUCUUCCUUUUCUAUUCUUGUUUUAUUUUUUUGCAUUUCUGUCGCUGUUCUUGGCGUUAGAGGCGCACAAGUAUUCCUUCAAAUGGCCUUUUCUCUUCGCUUCUUGCUGUAAUCUCAUUUACCCCUAUUUUAGUGCUUGGGCUUUGUCCUUCACUCUGUCGCUCUUUCCUCUUUCUUUCAGUCAUUCAACUUUUGCCCAUUUGGCACUUUUAUUUUCACUUUAGCACUUUUUGAAUUUGUGCAUUCGAAUUCCGGUUUCUUUUGUUUGUCUGUUUGCUGCUCCACUGCUGCCCUCGCCAAAGCGCUUGUGUGGAGAUGCGCUUUCUCUGUC